Molecule: messenger RNA, 483 nt
Organism: Porites lobata
Lineage: Eukaryota; Metazoa; Cnidaria; Anthozoa; Scleractinia; Poritidae
Source: the annotation of a GenBank genome assembly
AUGAUAAUACAUAGUGAUACAUGGCAAUACAUGGCAAUACAUCGCUAUACAUGGCAUUACAUGGUAAUAAAUGCAAUACAUGGUAAUACAUGGCUAUACAUGGCAAUAUAUGGCUAUACAUGGCUAUACAUGGCAGUACAUGGCAAUAAAUGGCUAUACAUGGAAGUACAUGGUAAUACAUGGCAUUACAUGGCUAUACAUGGUAAUACAUAGUAAUACAUAGCAAUACAUGGUAAUUCAUGGCGACAAAUGGCAGUACACGGCUAGACAUGGCAUUAAAUGGCUAUACAUGGCAAUACAUGACACUACAUGGCAGCAAAUGGCAACACAUGGAAAUACAUACCUAUACAUGAUAAUACAUGGCAAUACAUGGGUAUACAUGGUAAUACAUAGUUAUAUAUAGCAGUACAUGGCUAUACAUGGCAUUACAUGGUUAUCCAUGGCUAUACAUGGCAAUUCAUGGCAAUAUAUGGCGAUAUAUAG